AGGAGAAGGAGGAGUUUGUUAAUGUUCAGUUUGUUCAGCGGGAUCGAUGUUUGCUGGCAUCGCCUCGCCCUGUCUUGUGUGUGUGUGCGAGGGUGUGUGUGUGUGUUUGUGUGUGUGUGUGCAUAUGUGGGGGGUGUGAGUGUGUGUGUGCGAGGAAGCGGGGGUGCGUGCGCGUGUGAGUGCGUGUGUGAGUGUGUCUGUGUGUGUGUCUGUGUGUGUGUGUGAGUGAGUGAAUUCCAGAUUUUCUGUCUUUCCAAAACCCGCUCCUGUCCUCUCGCAUAUCACUCACAGACGGGGAUCUGACAGCAGCCACAAACCUACAGUGAGUGAUCGCUCUCCCCCCGGCACGAAUCCGCCAUAGAGAUCGGCGAGGAGGAGGAGGAGGAAGAGAAGAAGGAGGAGGUGGAGGAGGAGGUGGAGGAGGAGGAGGAGGAGGGAAAGAGGAGAAGGAAGAAGAAAAAGAAGAAGAAACCCACUACCUUCCCAGGAUUGCCUUUUUUUUCCUUAUCUUUACGCGCGAGUGUGCGUGUGGCGCGUGUGCGCCCCUCGUCCCUUCCAUCCGAACCCGGUCUUGGAUGUUUAAUAAAGAAAUCAAGUGUCUCAACAGUCACCAAAAAAAAAACGCAAAAACAAAAACAAAAAAAUUCCAAAAGCAAAAACAAAAAAGAGAGAGGAAAAAAAAAUCCAAAAUAAACAAACAAACAAACAAGGCAGAACCAACCUCUACUUCAAAGCAGCCGGCACAAGCCACCCGUGUCUGCCACCCAGAGAGGGGGGUCUCUGGCCCGUGGUGGAGGAGUUGCAGGGGGGAUCGUCAGGGGGACAGAGGCCGAGUGACGUCCUAGGAGCCACCGGGCAAGAGGCGGAGGAGACCCAGAGAGGCCAGAGAGACAGCGGGCCCCGGCGCGCGGCUCGGGGCUGGGGCGCCAGAAGUGGGACUGGAGCGAAGUAGAGGAUGCCGAGGAGAAAACAGCAGGCACCCAAGCGGGCGGCAGGCUACGCCCAGGAGGAACAGCUGAAAGAAGAGGAGGAAAUAAAAGAAGAAGAGGAGGAGGAGGACAGCAGUUCAGUAGCUCAACUGCAGGGUGGCAAUGACACAGGGACGGACGAGGAGCUAGAAACGGGCCCAGAGCAAAAAGGCUGCUUUAGCUACCAGAACUCUCCAGGAAGUCAUUUGUCCAAUCAGGAUGCCGAGAACGAGUCUCUGCUGAGCGACGCCAGUGAUCAGGUGUCGGACAUCAAGAGUGUCUGCAGCCGAGAUGCCUCGGACAAGAAAGCAAACACUCACGUCAAGCUUCCAAACGAAGCACACAAUUGCAUGGAUAAAAUGACCGCUGUCUACGCCAACAUCCUGUCGGAUUCCUACUGGUCAGGCCUGGGCCUUGGCUUCAAGCUGUCCAAUAGUGACAGGAGGAACUGUGACACCCGAAACGGCAGCAACAAGAGUGAUUUUGAUUGGCACCAAGACGCUCUGUCCAAAAGCCUGCAGCAGAACUUGCCUUCUAGGUCCGUCUCAAAACCCAGCCUGUUCAGCUCGGUGCAGCUGUACCGGCAGAGCAGCAAGAUGUGCGGGACUGUGUUCACAGGGGCCAGCAGAUUCCGAUGCCGACAGUGCAGCGCGGCCUACGACACCCUAGUCGAGUUGACUGUGCACAUGAAUGAAACGGGCCACUAUCAAGAUGACAACCGCAAAAAGGACAAGCUCAGACCCGCGAGUUAUUCAAAGCCCAGGAAAAGGGCUUUCCAGGAUAUGGACAAAGAGGAUGCUCAAAAGGUUCUGAAAUGUAUGUUUUGUGGCGACUCCUUCGAUUCCCUCCAAGAUUUGAGCGUCCACAUGAUUAAAACAAAACAUUACCAAAAAGUGCCUUUGAAGGAGCCAGUCCCAACCAUUUCCUCGAAAAUGGUCACCCCGGCUAAGAAACGCGUUUUUGAUGUCAAUCGGCCGUGUUCCCCCGAUUCAACCACAGGAUCUUUUGCAGAUUCUUUUUCUUCUCAGAAGAACGCCAACUUGCAUUUGUCCUCCAACAACCGCUAUGGCUACCAAAAUGGAGCCAGCUACACCUGGCAGUUUGAGGCCUGCAAGUCCCAGAUCUUAAAGUGCAUGGAGUGUGGGAGCUCCCAUGACACCUUGCAGCAGCUCACCACCCACAUGAUGGUCACAGGUCACUUUCUCAAGGUCACCAGCUCUGCCUCCAAGAAAGGGAAGCAGCUGGUAUUAGACCCGCUAGCAGUGGAGAAAAUGCAGUCGUUGUCCGAGGCCCCGAACGGUGACUCUCUGGCUCCCAAGCCAUCCAGUAACUUAGCAUCAGAUUGUACAGCCUCUACAACUGAGUUAAAGAAAGAGAAUAAAAAAGAAAGGCCAGAGGAAACCAGCAAGGAUGAGAAAGUCGUGAAAAGCGAGGACUAUGAAGAUCCUCUACAAAAACCUUUAGACCCUACAAUCAAAUAUCAAUACCUAAGGGAGGAGGACUUGGAAGAUGGCUCAAAGGGUGGAGGGGACAUUUUGAAAUCUUUGGAAAAUACUGUCACCACAGCCAUCAACAAAGCCCAAAACGGGGCCCCCAGCUGGAGUGCCUACCCCAGCAUCCACGCGGCCUACCAGCUGUCUGAGGGCACCAAGCCGCCUUUGCCUAUGGGAUCCCAGGUACUGCAGAUCCGGCCUAAUCUCACCAACAAGCUGAGGCCCAUUGCACCAAAGUGGAAAGUGAUGCCACUGGUUUCUAUGCCCACACACCUGGCCCCUUACACUCAAGUCAAGAAGGAGUCAGAAGACAAAGAUGAAGUCGUGAAGGAGUGUGGGAAAGAAAGUCCCCAUGAAGAGGCCUCAUCUUUCAGCCACAGUGAGGGCGAUUCUUUCCGCAAAAGCGAAACACCUCCAGAAGCCAAAAAGACCGAGCUGGGUCCCCUGAAGGAGGAGGACAAGCUGAUGAAAGAGGGCAGCGAGAAGAAGAAACCCCAGCCCCUGGAGCCCACAUCUGCUCUGAGCAACGGGUGCGCCCUCGCCAACCACGCCCCGGCCCUGCCAUGCAUCAACCCGCUCAGCGCCCUGCAGUCUGUCCUGAACAAUCACCUGGGCAAAGCCACGGAGCCCUUGCGUUCACCUUCCUGCUCCAGCCCAAGUUCAAGCACAAUUUCCAUGUUCCACAAGUCGAAUCUCAGUGUCAUGGACAAGCCCGUCUUGAGUCCCGCCUCCACAAGGUCAGCCAGCGUGUCCAGGCGCUACCUGUUUGAGAACAACGAUCAGCCCAUCGACCUGACCAAGUCCAAAAGCAAGAAAGCCGAGUCCUCGCAAGCACAAUCCUGUACAUCCCCACCUCAGAAGCACGCUCUGUCUGAUAUCGCCGACAUGGUCAAAGUCCUCCCCAAAGCCACCACCCCAAAGCCAGCCUCCUCCUCCAGGGUCCCCCCCAUGAAGCUGGAAAUGGAUGUCAGGCGCUUUGAGGAUGUCUCCAGUGAAGUCUCAACUUUGCAUAAAAGAAAAGGCCGGCAGUCCAACUGGAAUCCUCAGCAUCUUCUGAUUCUACAAGCCCAGUUUGCCUCGAGCCUCUUCCAGACAUCAGAGGGCAAAUACCUGCUGUCUGAUCUGGGCCCACAAGAGCGUAUGCAAAUCUCAAAGUUUACGGGACUCUCAAUGACCACUAUCAGUCACUGGCUGGCCAACGUCAAGUACCAGCUUAGGAAAACGGGCGGGACAAAAUUUCUGAAAAACAUGGACAAAGGCCACCCCAUCUUUUAUUGCAGUGACUGUGCCUCCCAGUUCAGAACCCCUUCUACCUACAUCAGUCACUUAGAAUCUCACCUGGGUUUCCAAAUGAAGGACAUGACCCGCUUGUCAGUGGACCAGCAAAGCAAGGUGGAGCAAGAGAUCUCCCGGGUAUCGUCGGCUCAGAGGUCUCCAGAAACAAUAGCUGCCGAAGAGGACACAGACUCUAAAUUCAAGUGUAAGUUGUGCUGUCGGACAUUUGUGAGCAAACAUGCGGUAAAACUCCACCUAAGCAAAACGCACAGCAAGUCACCCGAACACCAUUCACAGUUUGUAACAGACGUGGAUGAAGAAUAGCUCUGCAGAGUUCACACUCGGUCUGUGCAUAGGUGACACCAGUGACUUGUAGUGUAAUCCUGCCGUGUUGAAAGCUGAUGUCAACUGCUAAAUGGGGGAAAGCAGGGCGUCUCGAUGGUGAUGUGUAUGUAUGUACACGUGCAGCCGGAAAAUAAGCAAAGGACUCAGGAAAUUGAUGUUGUACCAGCAAAAGGCCACCGACACUUAGGAAUGAUCCAUGUCGAAUGCACAUUGAGCUGCCCUGGGUCACCGGGGGAGGCAUUUUUUUUUAAUGUAUAAAACUUACAAGUUUGAAAAAUAUGUAUUUAGCCUGGAGGGCAGUUAAAAAGACUUUAUUGUGUCAGCAUCCCCAGAUCAUUUAUACAUUUUUCUGUCCAUAUAUUUUAUUCAUAAUGUCUAUUUUAUUCUUCAUUUUGUCAACUUGGUGUUCGACAUUACUGUUGCUCUUAGAAAACAACCCCGUUAUCGGAACGAGGCCACAUGACUGUGGAUAAAGGCGAGAGCGUUGUCGGGCAAGGUUAAAAAUCAGCACGGUGUUAAGCACCUGGGAGGGCUUCAGGGUUUGGGCUUGAGUUUAUUGUUAUAUGGUUCCUGAGGCCUUGCAUCAGGGCAGGUGUUGGGGAAGAGGGCUGCGGUUUUAACAAUGACAGAGAACUCAGGGGGCAAAAGACUGAAGGCCAUUCAGGUUCUUCACAUGAAGGGAGGACCAAGGUUUGUUCACCAACAGGCAAGACAGAGCAGAGUGCUCACAUCACACCACCCCCCAAAAUGGCAAAUAGAGCAAGAUACAAAUCACUGGCUUCCCAUGGAUUCUCUGGACAGCCCAAGAGGUCUUGGGAAAUGACUGCCAUGAGCUGAGGGCUCAAAACCUUGUAUUUAUUCAAAGAAUGACUGCCCUGUUGCUGUCGGGUCACACAGAUUGCUGGGCUACUUCAAGAAUUGUUUCUUCUGAAAUCAGGUUCUGGGCUAAAGAUGUGAGAAUUUUAGGAUAUUAGCUCUUCUUUCUGCCCUCCCACCCCACUUCUAUACCAAAGCAUGCAAAGCCUUUCACUGAAUGCAAUGAAAAAAGAAUUUAUCAAAGAGGAAGAGAAGCAAAGAGAAAGGAGAAAGAAAAGGAAGAGAAGAGGAAAAGAAAGGAAAGAAAGGAAGAAAAAAGGAAGAAAGAGAAGAAACCACACUGUACAUUAGACAAGUGUUAAUGGGAAAGUUCAGGAGAAGGAGUUUUACAAAUAAGAAGAGAUAUUUUAUUCUCCAGGGAAACAAGCAUGAUGUGUAUUUCCAGUAUAUUUCAUGUACAUCUCCCAAAUUAGCAUGCUACCAAUGGAGUGAUAUCACCAAUAUUAAUAUUGCUUCUUCUUCAACUGUGUCAGUCUGGCUUUUGCAACACACGUCUGUCAGCCUUGAGAUGUUGGAUCUCUGUGCGUCUAACCUUCCUGUCAUUCAAAGUCAUUUGAAAGUGGAAAGAGUAGGAACCCUUCUGACUUGGAAGGGCAUUUGCAGACCUUCCUUUAGUGUGCUCUGUGUAACAUGAAUCCCAAAACCAAGGAAACAGAAGCAAUGAGGGCUCAUGAUCAAAUAAGUAUGGAUAAUGCCUUUAACUCUAUCUCGUUAUUGGACAUUCCCAGUGGACGUGAGCAAAUGAAUAGCUCUGAAAGCCCCUGAAAUAAAGAAAAUUGUUAAGCAUCUAACAUAGUACCUCCCAACUCUCUCUGGCCAUGGAAUGUUUUUUCUCCACCUGGAAUUCUUUUAAACAAGUAUUCUAAAGAACAUGCUUUGAAAUAAAAGCAAGAGCCCAGGAGACAGGAGACUUGACUAAAGACUAAAUUGCCUUUGCAGGUCAGCUAGUCCAGCUUUUCAUUUUAGAGAUAAGAAAAUGAAGAAACAGAAGUUGUGUGGUCAGUGGAGGGUCACAGAGGCAGAAUUAGAACCCAAUGACCCAGGACAAAUGCAUUUACCUCUGUGGGCCUCAGUUUCCCUGUCCCUAUUGGACUAGAUCAGAGGAUAUCAACUGGUAGGCCUUGAAACAGUCUUAGAUGUGUCACCAAAUUCUGAAUAAUGCGUGUAUUUGUUGUCUGCUGCUGUGAAACUAAUUACCCCAAACUUAAUGGCUUUAAACAACAUGUUUAUUAUUUCACAGUGUCUGUGAAUAAGGAGUCCAGGCACCAGUUAGGUGGGCCCUCUGCAUCAGGAUUUCACAAGAUUGCAAUCCAGGCUUUGGCCAGGGCUGCAGUCUCAUCAGAGGUUUGACUGGGGAAAGACCUACUUCCAAGCUCUCACACGUUGAUGGUAAAAUUCAUUUCCUUUCAGCUCUAGGAUUGAGGGCUCUGGUUUCUUGCUGGCUGUUGACUGAUGGCUACCUUCAGCUCCUAGAGGCCAUCUAGUAUUAGACCCCCACCAUGUGGGAUUCCCCAACCUGACCAUUUACCCCAUCAAAGCCAGCAAGAGAGAAAGAGUCUCUUUCAAGAUGGAGGUCACCAUCCAGUGCAUUACAAUCAUGAAAGUGACAUCCCAUCACCUUGCCGUAUUCUAUUGGUUAAAAGCAAGUUACAAGUCCCACACACACUCAAGGAGAAGGGACUACACAAGAACAUGCACAUCAAGAAAUGGGGAUUAUAGGACCACUGUAAGAGCCUGGCUGCCACAAUGUGCAAAAUUUAUUUUUGCUGAAAAUGAGUAUACCAUUACAGAGAUAUUUGGUGGGGUAGACCAUUGUCCUGAGAUGAUCAUCUGAUGUGUUGUAAAGCAACGUAUACCUUGCAAUAAGCUAAAAGUAAGAAUUAUAGCACAGAGCAGAAUUGCAUCUCACAAGGUGUAAACUUCUAAAAGCAGCUCGUAAGAGGAAAAUUGCCUAUAGUCAAAAUUACCAUUAAAAAUCUUUUAAGCCAUUCAUAAAGUACAGUGCACUUAUUUUGUGUAUUACUACAUUGUACAUUACCUUGAACUGUAAUUCUUAUGCAGCUGAAGUUUAAAAAUUAUUCAGCCAGACUGAAGGCAUGUCUAUACCCAGAAUCUGGGCAUUCAAACCAUCCUGCCUCAAUAUAAAUUUCUAACAGUAAAGCAAAUAUGGAUGAAGACUAUUAAAGCAUCUAGCCUCCAGAGAUUAUUUCAUUCUGUUUUAAAAGUAUGCUUCAGAAACCUUAUAACAUGCUAAUAGGUUUGUUUGGUUGGUGAGAGUUAAACAAGAUAAAACACAUGAAACAAAUCAGCCCUCAGCCUGGCACACACAGUGGGCAGUGAAUUUUUGCAGACUGUGAACGUGCACCUUGAUCAGACACUCAGACACACGUACACUGCCUUUUGAAGAGCUGCAGAAAACAACUUGGCCACAUGUGUCCUGCUUGUCCAAGAUGGCAUUUUCCCCUGUAGUUUCCCAGCAGUUUCCACUCUCAUGAGCACUGUGCCCAUCUUCAUGAGGAGAAGAUUCUACAGUCAAUGCCUUAUUUGAAUGAGCAAACAGGACAUCUUACCUGUAGUCAGGCGUGGUGGCUGACAUCUGUAAUCCCAACACUUUGGGAGGCGGGGGUGGGAUGAUCACUUAAACCUAAGAGUUUGAGACAAGCCUUGGAAACAUAGGGAGAUCUUGUCUCUACAAAAAAUAAAAAAUUAGCUGGGUAUGGUGGCACAUGCCUGUAGUCCUAGCUACUCAUGAGGCUGAGGUGGGAGGAUCGUUUGAGCCCAGGAAGUUGAGGCUGCAGUGAACUAUGAUCCUGCCACUGCACUCUAGCCUGGGUGACAGAGGGAGACCCUGGCUCAGAAAAAUAAAAACUUUAAAAAAAAAUCUUACCUGUAAUGAUGUAACUGCACUCACAUGACAAGCCUACAGUAAAGGAAGAUGGGGGGGAGUACAAUAAAUAUGUCUCAUAGGCAUGUAAGCACAUAAGGACAGGGCAGUAGAGCAACCUACUUAGCAGUGUAGCGCAGUCACCCUGAACUCUUUUACAAAUACCAGGAGAUGUGGAGACAUUGUAAUGGAGGCUGCCUGGUAACUAAUCGCUAACUUGUUCAGUUUGGGUGAAAUCUGCCACCAGCAUGUCUGUCUUUUGACGAUAUGUCACACACACCAAAAGGGUGCAAAACCCUGAAUGGCAGUGAUUGUUCCCUUAUCUUUCCUUCCCUAAAAAGAAUUAGGGUUCUAAGUCUGGUGUCAAAAAUUCAAAAGCGACAGGAGCCAGGCAGGUAAUGUAUAUAAGAAGAGAAGACAAUAGAGAGGGAAAUGGAGUAGGUGAAAUGGCACCAGUCGCUCUAUCUCUCUAAAAGAAUUCAAAUUUGGAGACUUUUCCAAGCACCGCGUGGGUGAGACAUAACAGGCUUACAGCUGGAUUCAGCCAAUGAGCACGCUGUUCCAAGUUCUUAAUUAAGGGCCUGCAGGUGGCAAGGUCUGUUUAUAUUGUCCCCCAAAUCCUAGAUUUUAAAAAAGGAAAAUAUGAUGACCCUGUGUGGAAACAAAAUAGUAGAUUUUUUGUUGAUCUGACCACACUGAAUUAUUCGAGAUUUGGGGUGAUACCACAUUCAUUCUCGAACUUGUAGCCAAACACCUCUGGGCAAGGCUAGGAGGAGAUAAGAUUUUUAUUUUCAUUUUCUUUCCAUGAAGGACUGUCUCUCAGCAACUCUCACUACUGUUAUCCCAUCUGGUUGUAAGUGAAAUAGAGAUUUGGAAUAUCAUUUUUAUCUGCACAUAUUUAAAAUGUAAUGUCCAAAUAUUAUGCUGUUUGAAAAGAGACACCUGUCCAAAAAAUUCCCGGGAAGGUUUCAGAGAGUGCACUUAAGCUCAGAUUUAGACACAAGUAAAGCUCAUUUUUCAUUUAGCAGAAACCUUCAGACUAGCCAAGACUUGGAAUACAUGCUGAACAUUUUGCAAAUACAGCAAUGCCUCAUUUAUUUGACGUGGACUGUUCCAUGUAAAUGCAUUUUACACAUAACUGAAGCUUAUCCCAUUGCACAUCAAAUCAUACAUUUAUUUUAGCCAUUUUGCAUGGGAAUAUUUCUGAGAGUGCAUUACACACUUCCCUACCUCCUUAAAUAGAAUAUGAGAAACAUAAUUUAAUCUUUGCUAUCUGACUCAGGGUCGCAGUCAUGAAUAUCAAGUAUUGGGCUGCUCUGGGCUGAAAUAAAGGGAUGCCCUGGGGUCCCUACAACAUAAAAGGAGUUGUUUGACUUCACUUUGCAGGAGCUGAGGUUUCCACGCUUUUGAGAGUGUGCCGACCAGCUCUCCAUCUCAUCCUUCAGUGCUCUCACUAUAUCUAAAGGUCCUUUUGUUCCAAAUCUCUUUAAAUUUGUCUUGUCUGUGGAAUAGGAAGGUAAAGUGAAGUGCCUUACUUGGUUGACCAGAAACCCUGGGUUAUUUUCCCAUUUUUAAUAUAUUCUUGUACUUUGUUAACCUGCACAAGCUACUUGACCCUCUUGGCCUCUGUUCCACCAUCUAAAAGUGAGAGAAUUAAACACAUUGUCUAAAAUCCACCAAAUCUGCUUCCAUUUGCAUAAUUUUACGUGAUCUUUGGCUGUGAAAUGAAUAAACUUGUUAAAAUUGUGCUUAAACAUAGAGACCGUGGGUCCCAAGUGAGCACUUCAACAUCCCUGUUAGAAGCAGAAUUCACUGGCCGUGUAUUACCUUAUUUGUUUAUUGGUUCCAUUAUAUUCUACAUUGUUGAAAUUGUCAAAGAAGUGACCACUCGAUUAAAUUGAAAUAUGAUGCUGGCCAGGCACAGAGGCACUUUGGGAGGCUGAGUUGGGCAGAUCACUUGAGGUCAGGAGUUCGAAACCAGUCCAGCCAACACGGUGAAACCCCAUCUCUACUAAAAAUACAAAAAUUAGUCAGAUGUGGUGGUGGGUGCCUAUAGUCCCAACUACUCAGGAGGCUGAGACAAGAGAAUCACUUGAACCUGGGAGGUGGUGGUUGCAGUGAGCCAAGAUCACACCACUGCACUCCAGCCUGGGCAACAGAGCAAGACUCUGUCUCCAAAAAAAAAAAAAAAAAAAAAGAAAAGAAAUAUGAUGCAGUUUCAGAUAUCUAUUGCUGUGUAACUAAUCAACCCCAAACCUAGCAGCUUCAAGCAGCAAAGGUUUGUUAUUUCUUUGAUUUCUUUAAUUCUGUGGGUCAGGAAUUCAGGCAACAUUCUGAAACAGCUUGGUGGGGCAUGAUCUGGAGAAGCUUGCUUAAUUUCUUCCACCUGCAAAUGGGCUGAACUAGGAGGUCAAAGAAGUCCUCAGCCACAUGCCUGGUGCUCCAUGCUCCUCCACCUGAUUGCUCUCCUUCCAAUCUCCUUAUGAACAGUCUUAUUUCAUAAUGUAGUCCUAGCUUUUUUUUUUUUUUUUUUUUUUUGAGACAGAGUCUCGCUGUCUCCCAGGCUGAAGUGUAGUGGCAUGAUCUCAGUUCAUUGCCACCUUCCCUUCCUGGGUUCAAGUUAUUCUCCUGCCUCAGCCUCUCAAGUAGCAGGGAUUACAGGUACCUGCCACCAUGCCUGGCUAAUUUUUGUAUUUUUAGUAGAAGCAGGGUCUCGCCAUGUUGGCCAGGCUGGUCUUGAACUCCUGACCUCAAGUGAUCAGCCUGCCUCAGCCUCCCAAAGUCCGGGGAUUACAGGCAUGAGCCACCACACCCGGCCUAGUUCUAGCUUUUUUGCAACAUGAUGGCGGGCUUCCCCAAGGGAAAGCAAAAGCUGCUAAGCCUUUAAAGGAUAUCCAAGAAUUGACACAAUAUUACCUCUGCCACGUUUUAUUGGUCAAGUCACAACUCAAGGAGUUUCAAAAAAAGGAGAUGCAGACCCCACUUCAUGAUGGGUGCAGUUCCACGCAUGUGUACGAAGAAGAGUAAUUAGUAGCUGCCAUCUUUGGAAAUUGCUACACGCUUAAUACAUACUCACAUUAUACUUUAGAAGACUAAAGGUUUUCUUUCAACAUCAAAACUAUUAAUUAGUUUUGAUGUGUGUGCCUAAUCAUUUUCUUAAGUAGUGUAGAUUUGGUAAAUAACACUUUUCCUCUGGGAAAGGAAUAAAAAGACAAUCCACACUUUUAAUUGGAUCCUUCUCUUGAAGUGAAUUCCAAGUCUGUAUUUUCUCUUGUAAACAUACAGCAAACUUUCCACGUUUUGAUCCUGUACUUCGUGAAUCAAAGUGAAAUCUUGGGAAAGAAAACAUUACCUCUUUCUGAACUUUCUGUAUAGGCGUGCUUGCCUUUGGUUGUUGUCAAAAUUCUUUGAAAGUGUUUGCCCAACAAACCAAAUUAAAUAACUGUGAUAUUCUAUGUGCUCUCUUGUCAAAGGAAGAUAGGUUCCUUUCUCCUUUAGGUUUUUGUGGAUUCCCAUUUUUUGUUUGCCCUGUUGUUCAUUUGUUCAGUUACUUAUGCAGAUUGUCUCAGCAUAUUCUAUGUGCCAGGUUUUUAAAACAGGCAGUGAACAAGACAGACAUCACGGCGCUCUCAUGGAGCUGAUGUUCUAGCAUGGAAAGCAGAUAAUAAAGAAAUAACUAAUCCAUUAUAAUUGCAACGAAUGCUACGAAGGAAAAGCAUAAAGGGUAGAAGCUAGAUCGUAGGGGCCUACUUUGGUAUGAGAAAUCCUCCUAGAGGAAGUGAUGUUUCAGCUGAGCUCUGGAGGUGGGUGGGUGUCCCAUAGGUGAAAGAACCAUGGAAAAAGGAGCCGAGGAGGACAUUCCAAGCAGAGGGAAGAACACAUAAUAAGACCCCUUGGAAGGGAAUGGAAACUAGUGGGUUCAAGGAACUGAUAAAAUCCAGUAACAGAAGCCAGGAUGAAGAUGUGUGUGACAUUUAAACUAAAGUAGCCAUUUAAAAGUUGUGCAAACUAAGGCAUAGCACUCAAACUCUCUGAGUCUUGGGGUAAGGAAGAGAAAGGAAAAUGGUGACAACCCUCAGUCAUCCCCACUCACAAAGAGGCACAAACGGAAAUCUCACUCAUCACUUGGUUCAUUGUUGUUGAGCUUGUAAAUGUAUUGAUAACUUCUCCUAAGUGCCAGGCAUUGUAUUACAUGCUGGGAGCACAAAGAUGAAUAAUAACAAUACGUUCACAGAAAAGAUGAAUUGAUUGAGAGAAAAAGAUAGAACCCUCCAGGAGCCCUCAGCUUAGUAGGGGGUUGGCAUUGGAGGGUGGAGGAAUGGAAAAGGCCCUGAAAUGCAGGCAGAGAAAUGAUGAAACAAUUCAGGGGGUGCGGUGAGAUUAGAUGAAUAUCUUUACAGCAGCCUCGAAGAUUGAUCAGGUUACUAUGCCUUCUCUUCUAUCCACAUACCUUUCAAAAUCGUAUUUUAUGUUUAAAAAUGACAAAAAAAAAGGAUGUACACUGGAAAUAAAAGAACUUUCUAGGUUUUUUGUUAAAUAUGUAAUUUUGGGUAAGUUCAUCAAAGCUGAACUCAUUUUGUUAUUUAUUUACUUAUUUAUGUAGAGAGUUUGGGUGAGUCAUGCUCUCACUGCAGAGUUGAGUAGUUGCUACAGAACCCGUAUCACCCACAAGGCUGACACUAUUUACUCUCUGGCACUUUACAGAAAAAGGUUGCCAAUCCCUGCUUUCUUGGUGUAUUCAUCCUUUUCAUAAGGAGAAAUUGCUCCAGGUAAAAGUCAUCACAAUAAAUCAUUUCUUUUAUUUUUUUUUAAUAACACCCUGUUUCAAUGAGCUGCCUGCAAUCCCACCAUUAAUGCUUCAGUGUUUUGGCUUAAUGCUGGCUUCAAGUAGUUCUUUUCAAGAAGCAAAUACCCCUGAGAGCAGUAGCUCAUUAUUUAGCUAAUAACAGUGUGAGAAAGCAGUGUGGUGUUUAGCAAAAGGCAGUGGUCCAAGGAAAAGGCCACCAAUAUUCCCAAAUGCAGCAAUGUCUAGUUUUCCAGUCUGAUUUCCCAGAGUGAAAGAAGCUCGUGUAGUCCAGGCCACAGGACCAAAAGGCUCCUGCCAGGCUGAACUCCCUAGUCUUGGGCAAAAUAUGCUGGGGACUUACUUAUUCUAUUUGCUGGAUCCCAAAGAAUCAAAGAUAAGGAUUAGAAUGGUUGAGUUCACACAGAGAAUUGUUGAUUAUGUUUUAUCCUUUUAAAUAUGUGUAAGUCAUAGAAAGCUCUGCAGUCAAAAAUAUUGAUUGCAUUGAUCUCUGCCAACCACAGAAGCAUGGGGCCCAUGUGGGCUGCAGUGGAAAGGCUGUGAAAUACUUAAAAUAAAGACGUUAUCUGAUGGAAGAUGCUUUCCUCCUCCUCUCCCCCACCCCGGAAGCAAGUUUGAACUGAAAAUGCACAAAUGCCAGUCAGCAAAAGGAAAAAGUACUUUUGCAGCUCCAUUUAAACAUCAGCAUGCAGGCCUCGAGUCCAGCAGCACGUUCCAGGGCAGUAAGAAUACAAAUUUCUGCAGCAUGCAUGGAUUUUACAAGAAGAGUGUCGGCGUGAAUUGUAUUACAAGGUCUGAUGAGCAAUGUUGGUUUCCUUACAGAGAGCAGCCCCUUUAUCAUUCAAAGGAAAAAUGACAUUGCCGAUCAAAAGCCCUCUUUUUGCACACACAGCCCAUGUUCUGGAGCAAAGUAUUUAUGCAUCAUUCCCUUACUCGGUUAAUCAGCCCUCUGUUCUGCAGGGUGGAGCCCGUACUUGGGUCAGCCCCUGUGCUGAAUGUUGGCAACAAUGUCUAUGGCCUCAACAAGUCUGUGAGGAAAAAUGGACAUCAAUUUGAAGGUCCUUUGGUGGCAAAAAUUUUCAUCUUGUUGGUCUUUCUAAGAGCACAGGGCCAGACAUGUAGUAGGGGUUCAGCCAGUAUGUGUUAAACAAAUGACUAGACGAACAGGUCGAAUGUAAUACAAGGAAGAGAAAAUAAGCUUGGAUCAGAAAAAUAAACAACUAACAGCCAGGGAGGUUGGGAAGCCUCCAGAGACCAGGUGAGAUUUGAUCUGGGCCUUGAAGAAUGCCUAAAAGUUCAGGAGGUAGAGAGAGAAAAGGGCAUCUUAGAAGCAUCCUUCUGGUAGGAGAGGGCAAAGGAUGGGUUUUCCCAACCCUUUCUGGAAACAGGCACUUUAUAAAUCAAUACAGCUGAGGCUCUCCAUAAAUGCACCCAAACCUUCCAGAAUUCCACAUGGAAACACUCCCCAAAGGCAUUCAGAAUGCACUAGAGCUUCAUCCUGCUGCCUUUUGCAUGAUUUCUCAGGGCCUGGCAAUUAAGACAAUUGUUUCAUCCUGUGUGAUGAUGUGAAGAGGAUCCAAGAAGUGGCAGCAUAUCACUCCCAAACUAGCUUAGGACAGGGCAAGCAGGUACAGCACAAAUGUUGCACAGAAUUUUCCAGGUGGAAGGACAGAGGAAGAUAGAAAAAGUUGGCAUCAUGGGCAGGAACACAAUGUAGCUUCCCUGGGAGAAGAAGGGACAGUUGCUAGGCUCAAUUCUGCUCAGCCUUUACUGAACCCCACCAGGCUGGGCACCAUGCUUGGCAUAGGGCAUAAAACAAGGAAGUCAGCAGAGGGGCAGCUUGGUACAGUUGGUGAGAACAUAGGCUUUGGAGGUAAAUAUUCUGUAUCAGUCCAUUUUCAUACUGCUAUGAAGAAAUACCCAAGACUGGAUAAUUUAUAAAGAAAAAGAGGUUUAAUGGACUCACAGUUCCACAUGGCUGGAAAGGCCUCACAAUCGUGGAGAAAGGCAAAGAAGGAGCAAAGGCACAUCUUACAUGGCAACAGGCAAGACAGCGUGUUCAGAGAACUGCCCUUUAUAAAACCUUCAGAUCUCGUGAGACUUAUUCACUAUCAUGAGCAUAGCACGGGCAAGACUCUCCCCCAUGAUUUAAUUACCUCCCACCAGGUCCCUCCCAUGACAUGUGUGAAUUAUGGGAGCUACAAUUCAAGAUGAGAUUUGGGUGGGGACACAGCCAAACCAUAUCAUAUGCAUUCACUCAUUCCGUUCAGCUAAUAUAUAUUGAGCACCUGUUAUGCUGUAGGCACUGAGUACAGUUGUAAAAAAGCCAAGUAAAGUGCUGCUCUUGUAGAAUUUAUGUUCCAGGAGAGAAAUGCAAUAAAUAUUAGUGCUUAUUGAGUGCUUACUACAGGCCAGGCAUUAUCUCCAGUACUUUAUAUAUGCAUUAAAUAUAACAUUUAAAACUCACAAGAAACCUAUAAGUUACUAUGACACUCUCAUUUUACAGAUGAGGAAGCUGAGUUUCAGAGAGUUUAAACAAGAGUUAGAACAGGGAUACAAGGAUUGGCCUUCAGAGUCUGGCCCUUAACCACUAGGUUGUCCCAUCACAGGACAGAGAGUGGCCAGGGUUUGGUAAAGGGACAGAAUGACGCAGGAAGCCCCUCUGAGCAGUGACAUUUGGGCUGUACCCAAAUGAGAAAGAGCCAGCCAUGGCUAGAGUUUCAUGACAAGGCUGAGAGUGGAAUGGAGCAAAGCAGAGGGGACGGCUGUCUUGAUCUCAUGUGGGCUCUUCAUUCACUUAAGCUAUUUAACUUCAUUCACUUAAGCUAUUUAACUUCUCUGAGUCUCAGUUUAGUCAUCCGAAAAAUGGGGACAAAAUCUUUAAGAGAAUGAAUACAAUGCACUCACCCAAAGCCUAGAGCGGAGCAAGCACUCAACAAAUGUGGCCAUUAUUCCUGUUAACAAGACAAUUGCUUCUCUGCAGAAUGUCACAACUGAGAGAGAGACUAAUUGUUACUCUACAGUGUGGCUAGAUACCAAAUGUUUCUCAUUCCCCGGACUCAUUGACAUUCUGGGUGUGGUGCACUUCAAGCAUUUGCUUUCCCUUCUUCAUGAGAAACCCUAUCACCUUUUCUGGGCCAUCAGCCUAAACCUCAAUGGCCAAGCAUCUUUCUGAGCCUAUUCACUACCAUCAUCAUCACUGCCAACACUGCCAUCAUCAUCGUUAUCAUCGUUACGGUCAUUAUCUUCAUUGUGAACCUUAGCAAAGCACGUACUGUGUGCCAGGCUUUGUCCUAAGCGCUUGACCCUUGUUCUCAUUCACCCAUCAUAGUGGCUUCUAAGGUUGGUUUAUUAUUUUCCCUGUUUUUCAGAUGAGGAAACUGAGGCAUAGAGAGGUUGAGUAACUUGCCCACAGUCACACAGCGAGGAGGUGCAUCUGAACCAAGGCAGUCUGGAUCUGCUGGUCCUGUCUAGAAACACUGUGUUUCCCAUCUUCAGGAUUUUUGCCUCUGGGCAAUAUUUUCCUGCCACUAUUUGCAUCAGUUUUUUUCAUUGCCUCAAUUCACACUUUUUACUUAAAUGAACACUUUGUAAAACCACAUCCUAGAUGAAAAUCAGUCAUAUUUGUCAUUAAAAAGGGAGCACUAUAACAAUGAAAAUGCAAUAACAAGAAAACUGUAGCAUCAAAAUCCUUUCUAUAAGUGUUGCCAGUAGAAGGCUCAGAGCCCACGGCCAGCUCUUUCUUUGCAGAAAGGGGAGAUAACAAGUGUUAGGGGGUGUUAAAAACACAUCAGCACAAAGCUCACCUUUUGACUUCAACAGAAAAAAUAAAAAAGAAUUAAAGAAGGAAUUGUCCUACUCAACUACCUGUCUUCCUCCAGCAUUCCCUCCCACUUUGGGAGAGACUGAAGUAGAAGGGGUUUGGGACCUGUGGUCAGGGGACAUGUUUGUAACAAGCUGUGUGUGCUUAAGCAAGACCUUGUGCCUCCUCUGAGUGAUGAAGACAUCAUUCGAGUUUAGGGUCAUCAUCAUCAAGAAGCAAUUAGCUGGCCAGUGCCCAUGCAUGAUAAACUUUUCUCUAGACAAAUUAGAAACAUAAGUCCCAAUAGAAAUGAGGUUUCCAUAAAGUUACAAUUAGUGAAUUUAAUAGACUCUUUCUUGGUCUGAAAUUCACCCAACAACAUGCAUUCCACAAUUUUUGUGGAACAACCACAAUAUACCAUCACUCUAGGGCGCAACUGGUUUUCAAUGGUGAGAUUGUUCCUUCUAACUUUAGAAAAAUGAAAAUAUCCUCCAUUUUUAUUACACAAUGUUCAUAGUAAUUCAUCUUUCUUCUUUUGUGUGUCCAUCUUUAGCAAAAUUAAAGUUUGAUCCCUUAUAUCAUUCCUUCAUAUUUUUUUUUCUGGAAAUUUCGCUGGUCUGUCUUUUAUAUCCCCAAAUCUGAGAACUCCUGGACUAAGUGGGUCCCUCUGGGCUCAAGUAUGUUGGCACCCAUUUGUGUGAUGCUUUAUAGAAAUUUCUCGACAGGUGUGGUGGCUCACGCCUGUAAUCCCAACACUUUGGGCAGCCGAAGCGGGCGGAUCACGAGGUCAGGAGUUCAAGACCAGCCUGGCCAACAUAGUGAAACCCCAUCUCUACUAAAAAUACAAAAAUUAGCCAGGCAUGGUGGCACACACCUGUAAUCCCAGCUACUUGGGAGGCUGAGGCAGGAGAAUCACUCGAACCCGAGAGGCGGAGGUUGUGGUGAGCCGAGAUCAUACCACUGCACUCCAGCCUGGGCAAUAGCGUGAGACUCCGUCUAAAAAAAAAAAAAAAAAAAAAAAAGAAGGAAAGACAUUCCUAAGCCAGCAGAUGACAAAUUGAGUGAAGGGAGGUGGAGACACCAAGCAAAUUGAAGUCUGAUGCCUCAUCUAAAGGAGCGGCUGCUUCUCACCUCUGGGGAAUUGUUGUCAUGGACAGUGUGGACCUGUGGACCUGGUGAUGCCAGAUCUCAUGUGGUCUCAAGAGAAGGCACAAGCCUGAUUUUCAUGGUGAGUCCCUGUGAGCUGGAUCUGGUGGAUGAGCCACAAGAGGGCCGCCAUCCCCUGCUUUUUCUCAUUAACCAGCUUAAGUCAUGUCACAGAGACAGGUGGUAAAAGGAGGCAGCAGGGAUGUCAUGGAGAGAGCUUGGACUUUGGGCCAGUGGAUCUCAGGGCCUUGCCAUUCAUAGCUGGGUGACCCUGGGCAGAAAAGACAACCUCUCUGGGACUCAAUUUUCCUAUCUGUAAAUCAGAGAUUUUUAUUCUACUUCCUCAAUUUUAUUCGAGAUCAGAAAUAACGUCUAGUGUUACAAGGCAGAGGACAGUGAUUUUAUUUUGUAAGUAAAAGACUUGAGUCUGGGCCAGGCACCUGUAAUCCUAGCACUUUGGGAUGCCAAGGCGGGUGGUUCACUUGAGGUCAAGAGUUCGAGACCAGCCUGGCCAACAGGGCAAAACCCCAUCUCUACUAAAAAUACAAAAGUUAGCUAGGCAUGGUGGCAGGCAUCUGUAAUCCCAGCUACUCAGGAGGCUGAAGCAGGAUAAUUGCUUGAACUCGAGAGGUGGAGGUUGCAAUGAGCCAAGAUGGCACCACUGCAUUCCAGCCUAGGCAACAGAGCAAGACCCUGUCUCAAAAAAAAAAAAAAAACAUGACUUUAGUCCCGCUCUUCUGUUCUCAUUCCCCAUGAUCAUUUCUGGGUGCCACUGGCUGGCCUUUUUCUAGCUUUCUGCCUCCUCUUGAGCUGGUGACAAAGACCCUGACCAGUGACUAUCCAAGGCUUUCCAAGCCCAAGCUGCCACUGGGGAGGGCCCUGAAGCAAAUACAGGGAGCUGGGCCUUGUGUUUCUAGGCCUGGCUCCUCCUGAGCCCAGAAUUCAGUAUAAAGCCAUCUUCUUGGCAAGAAGGCAAACACCCACGUAAAACGCUAGCCUACAAGAAAUCAUGACCCUUUCCUGCCCACCAUGGAAGUAAGACAUCACCCUGUUCUCUUCCUGGAGCCUCUGUGUUUAGUGCUCAUGGAAACCAGUAUCUUUGGGGCUGUGAGUGAAUAAGCUCAACCCUUAGCAGAUUUGCCUCCAGGGUGGGUCCUAGAAGAAGGUCACCAGCCUUCCCAGUUUAUCUGGGACUAAGGGACUUACUGAGAUGCCAGACUUUUCUGUUUAAAACCACAAAAGUCCCAGGCAAAUGGGACAAGUUAGUCACCCUGCUCCAGAUCUUGAUAUGGAAAAAGCAUGUUGGCCUGGGAGAAGAUUCUUUCCAGCUCUAAAAUGUCAGUACUGUGAGUCCAGGUGUGUUCUUGGACCCCAAGCCACUCCUUGGGGCUGAGGCACCUAUCUGAGCUGCUGAGCCAGUGCCUGAGAGCCAGAGGCUGGCACACAUCUGCCAAAACAGACAGUGCUCCAGGUGACUCUUACAAAAUGACCUUCCUUGGUUCACAAGGUGACAUCGAUUUGCUAUCUUGGCUUGAGUCCCUACCUUCUACCAUGUGAAGUCUGUAGAAAGUGCCCUGGAAAUACUUGUUUGAUGAAUGAAUGAAUGAAUGAAUGAUGUAGUUAAAGUUUAAAGGUUUAAUGGAAAAAGAAAUAGGUGAAUAAAUAAAUAAGUGAAAGGACGACUUGGUUUCAGUUCUCAGGAUUCUUUCUUCCCAU
This is a messenger RNA of Pongo pygmaeus (Bornean orangutan), 19309 nucleotides long. RefSeq names its product teashirt zinc finger homeobox 2 (gene TSHZ2). Gene Ontology annotation, biological process: regulation of transcription by RNA polymerase II. Gene Ontology annotation, molecular function: DNA-binding transcription factor activity, RNA polymerase II-specific; DNA binding. Lineage: Eukaryota; Metazoa; Chordata; Mammalia; Primates; Hominidae. The transcript is spliced from 3 exons. The record is from RefSeq and is a predicted model, not a curated record. Gene Ontology annotation, cellular component: nucleus. The coding region runs from base 956 to 4060 and encodes 1034 amino acids.